Messenger RNA from Cottoperca gobio, 5488 nucleotides. It is a transcript of the gene gabrb2b, whose product is annotated as gamma-aminobutyric acid type A receptor subunit beta2b. Gene Ontology annotation, cellular component: membrane. The record is from RefSeq and is a predicted model, not a curated record. Gene Ontology annotation, molecular function: GABA-A receptor activity; extracellular ligand-gated monoatomic ion channel activity. NCBI's taxonomy places the organism in Eukaryota, Metazoa, Chordata, Actinopteri, Perciformes, Bovichtidae. Gene Ontology annotation, biological process: monoatomic ion transmembrane transport.
UCCUCCGUGGCUAGGGUACUACAUCUGCCACUACCAUCAGCAGCAGCAGCGCUGCUUCUUGAUGUUGUGGUCGGAAAUACGCAUGCGCCCGGCAUUGGAAUUACUGCACUGGCAAGAAUAAGUUGGACCUCGUCUGUCUUCACCAAAAGAAAAAUAGACAUAACAUAAGUAUGGCAGUGUUCAGAAUAAGAAGAAUGAGGUGUUUUUGCGUCUGGCUGUUCCCUCUCGUAGUGACCGUGAUGUGCGCCCAAAGUGCCGGUGCCAAUAGUAAUAUGUCGUUGGUUAAAGAAACGGUGGAUAGACUGUUGAAAGGUUAUGAUAUACGAUUGAGGCCAGAUUUCGGAGGUCCUCCGGUUGGAGUGGGAAUGAACAUAGACAUAGCCAGCAUAGACAUGGUAUCAGAAGUCAAUAUGGACUACACAUUGACGAUGUACUUCCAGCAGGCCUGGCGAGACAAACGGCUGUCCUACUCUGAGAUCCCUCUCAACCUGACCUUAGAUAACCGGGUGGCUGAUCAGCUCUGGGUCCCCGACACCUACUUCCUCAACGACAAGAAAUCGUUCGUCCACGGUGUCACAGUGAAAAAUAGAAUGAUCCGACUGCACCCGGACGGUACCGUACUGUACGGCCUAAGGAUCACGACCACGGCUGCUUGUAUGAUGGACCUGAGAAGGUAUCCACUGGAUGAGCAAAACUGCACACUCGAGAUAGAGAGUUAUGGCUACACUACAGAUGACAUUGAGUUCUACUGGCGAGGAGGAAACAAGGCUGUGACAGGGGUGGACAGGAUCGAACUGCCCCAGUUCGACAUUGUGGAUCAUAAUCUAAUCUCCAAGAACGUCGUCUUCUCCACAGGAUCUUACCCUCGUCUGUCCCUAAGUUUUAAGCUGAAGAGAAACAUCGGGUACUUCAUCCUGCAGACAUACAUGCCUUCUAUACUUAUCACCAUCCUCUCCUGGGUCUCCUUCUGGAUCAACUAUGACGCCUCUGCUGCCAGAGUGGCUCUAGGUAUUACCACGGUGCUCACCAUGACUACCAUUAACACCCACCUGAGAGAAACCCUCCCCAAAAUCCCCUAUGUCAAGGCUAUAGACAUGUACCUCAUGGGCUGCUUCGUCUUCGUCUUCCUGGCUCUGUUGGAGUAUGCGCUGGUGAACUACAUCUUCUUCGGACGGGGCCCUCAACGUCAGAAAAGAGCAGCUGAGAAACUUACUACAGCUAACAACGAAAAGAUGAGGAUGGAUCCAAACAAGUGGUUGGUGGGUAAUGUAGUUGGCAGAGAUGAUACUCUGUAUGCAAGAAUGAAACAAAGGGAUCUUGAUGGUCACGACUCGAUGUGGGAACCAAUCUUUGUGGAUGACGGAGCAAUUGGACUUGGCGAUCAAAGGAAUAAGAUGGACCCACAUGAAAACAUCCUUCUGGGCACCUUGGACAUCAAGAACGACAUGGGCGUUACAGAGCUGGCGCUGGGUCUCAAUGACCCACGAAAUACUAUGCUGACAUACGACAGCUCAACUCUACAGUACCGCAAAGCAGGGCUUGCCAGGCACAACUUUGGCCGAAACACGCUGGAGGUCCACAUGACUCAAAAGAAGAGCCGACUACGGAGGCGUGCUUCACAGCUAAAGAUCACCAUCCCAGACUUGACGGACGUAAACUCUAUUGACAAAUGGUCAAGGGUGAUCUUCCCAACUGUCUUCUCCUUCUUCAACAUUGUUUACUGGCUUUACUAUGUCAAUUAAAAGAAACAAAGGACAUCAGUGAGGGCAAGAACAAACAGUAAAAUAUGUUGCUCAUUUGUUGUUUGUAUCUGGUUUGUUUCAUUUUUAUGUGAUCUUGUAAAACUGGACUGAAUUACUAUAUUCAGGUCUGGAUCCAUCAUAUCUUGGAAUACCACGUUUGCUGGCUAACACGUGAAAACCUUAUAGGAAAGAGAUUACAAACAUAUAAGGUGCCUGUUCCCAAGCAAUUGUUUAAAUUUUACAUAUUUGUGAGUUGUAUAUCUUGACAUUUUUUUUAAGUGUUUGUUUGCAUAGUUUUUUUUUAAUGUUUUUUUUAUGUUGGAUUGCAGCAUACACAAUUCAUUGCCAAAAUAUCAUAUCAGUCAGAUACAAAUUUACAAGAUGACAUAUUUAAAAUGACCGUUUACUUUCACUGAAACUACUUAAAAAGUGCUGAAGCAAGUUCAGGUCAUCAGGGUUUUCUAAGAUCAUGUAUAUCAAUGUACUCAAAUUCAUUUCUUACUAAUAUUAUAAGGGUCUGAAGUUCACAAUUUACAAUAUCACGUAGUGUGAAAGAAAUUUCAGAUCAACCUUUUUCUACUUUAAUAUACUGGCAGCCCUAUAUCAUUUACUUCUAAGCAUUUCCUCAGUUCAUAAACCAUUUUAAUAGGGCGGCAUUAAGUAAUAUCAACUAAAAACAUUCCAAAACUUCCAGGUCUUAACUCAGAUUGCACUCAAGAAGCCUGUUGAAGGUCAAAAAUGGUAUAAUGUAAAAAAGCAUAUAGCUAAUACAGUCAAUUUGUAUUGUCAUUAGUGUGUUGUGUCCACUGUGUCUGUUGGAAGAGAGUGAAGAACAAAAAGGGACAGAAUACAUAUAUAAAUAUGUCUUUAGCCAAAUUACUUUACUUUAUAUAUUAUUAUAAUUAUAAUAUUGGACUUCACCCCAAAGUGCAUAUACACAGUGCAGAUGUCUUUGAGGAUGACUGUGUGGUUUAGUCUUUAACUGUAUAUGUAAAUAUCACCUGUAUACCUUUUAUUAUAUGAAUAUGACCAAAAGAAAUCCCUCUUUAGCUCUCUGUUCUCCCUUUCUUGGAUACAUAUUUACAACACUGAUAAAAAACAACUAGUUCACAACUGCUGAAAAGGCACUUUUUUGAUAAUUUGUUGAUGGUUCGAGAGGAACACAGAUGGAAAAGCUAAAAGGACUCAAUUGGUCCACAGAAAGACCAGAAUGCAAAAAAAAGAAAAAGCACAAAAAACGUUCAAAUAUCAGCUUUUUACACCAUUCUUUCAAUCUCAUUUUUAUAUGCAGAUGAUUUUCCCUUUUGUUGCCAAUAACUUCAUUUAUUGCAUCCGCCUCCCAAACUUGAAUAUUAUAGUUACCGUCGGUUUAAAACCUAUUAGUCAUGAAAUGUUUCCAGAUUGAAAAUGGGUUGAUGAUCACAGAGCUCAAAAGCCGUAAAUCCAAAAUGAACGUAUAACAGAUAGUUUCAGAUUAUUUACUCGUGAUGCUGUCCUUUUGACCGUAUGUUCGCAAAGUCGGUUUUAUAAAAGAUUUUGCACACAGGUUGUUAAAAGCCAUAGAGGCUGUAUGGUAGUUCUUCUAAUACCUGGGUGCUUAGGGGGGUGGGGGGGGGGGGGGCUGUUUUAGGAGGAACUUUAUUAAUAUGACUACGAUCACACUUUAUGUUUCAGUUAAGGUUAAAAUGUAGAAAUACAACUAGGGCUGCAAUACACAAAAGUGUCAUCUCCCUCUCCCAAUAGAUUCGCACCACUGUCUGUAUGAAUGAAUUCUGCCGUUUGGCCCCUUUUUCCGCAUACAAGUACCAAAUCAUUCAUCAACGGAGAGAAGAUAACUCCACAUAUCUUUCAAAGUCACACUGAAAUGAUAGCAACUACAGCCUUUAUCUACUUUGUCUCACGUGCUUAUUUCAAGUUCACCGAAAACAACAAAGAUCUAACUCUAACUAAGGAUUUGUCCUGGUAUGCCAUUCAUUCUGAUUGUGAAGGUGUGAGUGCACACUGAAACAUUAUUAUUCAAAUUGUUUACUUAAGAUGUAGCCACAUACCGUAAUGUCUCACUGCAUGCUCUGUACAGUACUAACUCCUUUAUAUUCUGUUUUUGCUCACUUUCUCCUUUCUCGCUGAAUUGUUUCAUUUCAUUUGUGCUUUUUUCUUUUGUGUUUAACUCGCUUCACAAAUGAGCAUUCAUAAGUCUGUAAUUACAAUUUAUAAUAAGUACGUCUGAUUGGUGUUUCAAAUAUUGAUGAUGUUAUUAAGAAUAUUUACAUUUUUUCUAAAAAGCAUUUACGUAACAGUUAGAACCGUUUUAAGAAUGACACAAUGAUGCACUUUCACAAGCACUGCCCAGUAACUGAAAUGUAAACUUUGAUUGAACAGUGCAAUUAGUUCUAACUGACAAUAACCUCACUGGUGUUUACUCGCUAUUCAUCAAAAUGAACCAUUUUAACAUUGUGUUGAUCUCGGUAUUGAAAACUGCGCAUCGUGUGUAAACUAUAAUGUUUUGUUUUGACAGUUUUUUAAUAGUUCUGGUGAUUACGUCAAACACAAUUCUUCUCAUUUUUCUUGUUUUUUAAUGUUUGUUCAUUUUGUAAGUAUGUUUAAAAAGUACACAUGUGAAGGGAUCUAGAUAGAUUAUCUACUAAAGACCUGAUUAUUGGCAUUGUACAUUUUUCUAUAGAUAAGAAUGAGUUGAACUCAAAUUUGGGAUCAUGUCUCAAAAAACAUAUUUAAAUAAGUAUGUAUAUAUAUAUCAGAUAGUAUAUUAUUAAUCCUAAAUUUGGAACAUAUUAUUCCUGUAAAUAAAUACCUAUGAGCUUUCAACAGAAAGGACAAAAAGGACAUUUUCAAUAUAAUUUGUAAUGUUAAGAGAAUGCAAAGGCUGAUGUGAAACAAUGUAAAUAGUAUAUUUUGCAGUGUCACUUGAUCACUUUUUGAUUUUUUUUGCUCUAUUGGUUUUGCCAAAAUGUAACAUAUAUUCAUGAAUGUAGUUGAUAUUCUUUUGCAGCAUGUAUUUGCUGUGAUGUGUCAGCAAAAGUAUUACAAUUUCUUGUACCAAUGAUCAGCUAAAUACAGCGUAAUGUACACCACCUUUUCAAACACACACAUACACACACACACACACGCACACACUCACACACUCUCACACACAAAGGGUCAAGUGAUAAAGAGGCUAGCAAUGCCUUUGUAUUAGCCCCGAAAGCCAACCAUCUCAGGUCAGCACAAUUCACACUACUAACAACAUUACAACCACAAACUACACUUUCCAACUCAAGAAUUGGACUUAAGGAAAAGUACCUUAAUGAGCUUGUUCCAGAUGUAAUUUGCUUUCUGUUUAACACAAGUCCAAUAAUACUGCAUCCGGUACACAUUUACAGUACUAACAGUACACAGGUACCCUUUUUCACGAUUGGCAAAAUCUAAACACCUUCAAAAUAUUUUAAAAGCCAUUAAGGUACUCAAUCCACCUCAGCCAUAGACAUGUCUCAACCUACCCAAAAUAAAUAUAUUUCUUAAUUUUCAGAAAAAUACUGUAUGUGUGUAUGACAUGGUGUAUUUGAGUGUGAGAGUGUGUAGUGGAUGUAUGUUGGCCAGGCUGCGAUGUGUUUCCAAAGCACACCGGCAACUGGCAAGAAAGGUCUGCUUCAUAAGUUCUACACUUUGGAUAUGUGUUUGUACUUCACAGCGCUUUUUUGUUUCAUAUAUUUUUAUACUUCUAUACUCCUGUGUAAAAAAAGAAAAAAAAA